AUGUUCUUCAUACAUUUCCUUGAGCAUGUCCUGACGCUGCAUCCGUCUUUCUUUGGCUCGCAUGUGAAGGAGUACCUUAGCCAGAAGCUGCUGGAUGAUGUGGAAGGCGUGUGUACGGGCGAUUACUACAUCGUCUGCGUGAUGGACAUGUAUGAUAUCUCUGAGGGAAGGAUCAUACCCGGCAGCGGUCUGGCAGAGUAUACCAUCGUCUACCGGGCUAUUGUCUGGAAACCGUUCAAGGGAGAGACGCUAACUGCCGGUGAAAAGGUUGACGCUAUCGUUACCUCUGUCAAGAACCAGGGCAUCUUCGCUGAGGUUGGGCCGUUGACGGUCUUUGUCUCGAAACAUUUGAUUCCGCCGGAGAUCAAGUGGGAUCCAGAUGCGACUCCUCCGCAGUACACGGACAACGCAGACCAGGUCAUCGAGAAGGGGACGAACCUGCGAAUAAAGCUGAUUGGACUGCGAAAUGAUGUGCGCAACAUGUUUGCGAUUGGCAGCAUCAGAGAAGACUAUCUUGGGACUCUGUAA
Nannizzia gypsea CBS 118893 is the source of this 528-nucleotide messenger RNA. Its product is annotated as DNA-directed RNA polymerase II subunit RPB7. Lineage: Eukaryota; Fungi; Ascomycota; Eurotiomycetes; Onygenales; Arthrodermataceae. Bases 1 to 528 code for a protein of 175 amino acids. Gene Ontology annotation, molecular function: translation initiation factor binding; single-stranded RNA binding; single-stranded DNA binding. Gene Ontology annotation, biological process: DNA-templated transcription; positive regulation of translational initiation; transcription initiation at RNA polymerase II promoter. The transcript has 4 exons. The record is from RefSeq and is a predicted model, not a curated record. Gene Ontology annotation, cellular component: P-body; RNA polymerase II, core complex.